ACGCGAGCGGCCAUGAUGGUGAAUUCGAGAUGAGUUUUAUUUGCGGGAAUUUUUUUCAAAAGAAAAAUAAAUAGUUCGACUUAAUAAUUAUUAAAGUAUUACUUAAGUGUUUGAGAGCAGCAAAUCAAUUUGUUAUGUGUAAAACACAAAAAUUUUUAUCUCAGCCAUUUCAAUCGACAAGCAAGAAUAAUUAUUAACUAAAAGAUCGUUGCAAUUAAAACAACAAAACAGUGGAAAGCACAAUAGGAAAAAAUUACAAAACAUUAUUUUGCCCAGUUUUUCUAUGAUUAGAUAGAAUAUGUUUGUAAUUUAUUUGAAUUGAAUAUGGAUAUAAUUUGUUAUAGAAACUUUGAUUUUGGGCUAUUCUAAAUGCCAGAAAUGAUAAACAUUUCUCUAAUCCUAUAGCACUCUAAAUAGAAAUACGUAUUCCUAGUGUUUUGGAGUAAUAACUAAUGAAUGAUGAUUUAUUUAAUAAAAUCAAGAAUAAAUAAUAGUAUUUUGCAGUAUUGACAUAGUGGUUUUCAAUAAAAGAAUUCAAGUGAAUAUUUUGCGUUACGUGAUUAGUGUAGUGAAGUUGUGUUAGUGUUUUGUUUUGAUUUUGAGUUUGUAACGUUGUGAUUCUUCGAAUUUAUCCGGCAUCGACCUUGAUAGAAACAAAAUAUUGGAGCAGUAGGUCAACAUCGCAGGUGCAACUUUGGCAGGACGACUAAGUGAGGAGAAAACUGUUUCAGUUUUGUUACUUGAAGCUGGACCAGAGGAAAAUAUUAUUAUGGAUAUACCAUCAGCAAUACCAUUAACACAAUGGAAUAGUGAUGUUAAUUGGAGGUAUCGUACAGAACCAUCGGAUAGUUAUUGUCUUGGGAUGAAAAAUCAUAGCUGCUAUUGGCCCAGAGGGAAAGUCAUGGGUGGCAGUAGUACUUUGAAUUACAUGAUUGCAACUCGAGGACACCCAAAAGAUUACGAUCAUUGGGCAGAAAUGGGCAAUCAAGGUUGGUCUUAUGAAGAUGUUUUACCAUAUUUUAAAAAGUUGGAAGAUGUCGAUUAUUUACAAGUUAAAGAUGAAGGUUUACAUGGUCGUGGUGGACCAGUUCCUAUAAGACAUCCUCCAUUCUUCACUCCUAUAUCAGAAGCUUUCGUGCAAGCUGGUGUUGAACUAGGAUACAAAGUGGUUGAUUAUAAUGGAAUUAAACAAACUGGAUUUUCUCAUCUUCAAACGAAUAUCAAAGAUGGAUACAGAUUUUCAAGCAACAAAGCUUACUUACAUCCAGCUCGAUAUCGUAAAAAUCUUAUUGUGUCAAAAAAUAGUAUGGUAAUUAAAAUUAUAUUUAAUGAUGAUAACACUCGAGCUAUUGGAGUGGAAUAUAAAAAAUCAAAAAGAAUUUAUAGAGUUUAUGCUAAGAAAGAAGUUAUAAUAAGUGCUGGAUCAAUUAAUUCUCCUCAACUAUUAAUGCUAUCAGGAAUAGGACCAGUUGAUAAUCUUAAAGAAUUUAAUAUUAAACCCAUUGCUGAUCUUCCUGUUGGAGAAAAUUUGAUGGAUCAUAUCGCUUAUGGUACAUUAAUAUUUAAACUUAAUCAACCAGUAGCACUGAACUUUAAUGAAGUUAGUGAUUUAUCAAAUCCGUAUGUUCGCGAUUUUUUGUUGAAGAAAAGUGGACCACUAGCGAUACCUAAUGGAUGUGAGAGUAUUGCAUUUGUGGAUGUUGAUAAUUUCACUGGUCAAGAAGAAUAUCCUAAUUUAGAAUUCUUAUUUUUGUCUGGUACUGUUUUUACUAAUUUCUUAUUUCCUCAUAUUUGGGGAAUAGCUGAUGAUGUUUGGGCAAAAAUGCUUACAAAAAUUGACGUCAACGGUCACUAUAUUACCAUCUUUCCAAUGAUUUUACGACCAAAAAGCAGAGGUAGAAUUUUAUUAAAAAGUGCCAGUCCUUAUAGACAACCACGUAUAAUUCCUAACUACUUAAGCGAUAAAGAUGAUGUAAGAGUAUUAGUAAGUGGAAUUAAAAAAGCAUUAAAAGUAACUGAAACAGAAACAAUGCAAAAAUUUGGAGCUAAACUUGUUCACUUUCCUUUCAAAGGUUGUGAACAUCUAGAUCGUAAUAGUGAUGAGUACUGGGAAUGUGCUCUUAGAACGAUUACUUUUAAUAUAUAUCAUUAUUCAGGAACUUGUAAAAUGGGUCCACAAAAUGAUCCAUCAGCUGUUGUUAAUUCAAGACUACAAGUACAUGGAAUUGAUGGUCUACGAGUUGGAGACGCUUCGAUUAUGCCAUCAAUACCGUCUGGGCAUACCAAUAUUCCAACAUUCAUGAUUGCAGAGAAGCUUGCUGAUAUGAUUAAAGCAGACUGGGGUUUGUCAACCAAAAAGAGAUAGAAUAAAUGUUUGAAUAACCGAUACACUAAGGGUAAUAUGACAUGAACUGCUAAAUUGCUUGCAAGGUAAACAUCACUCAUUUCAUGUCAUUAAAUAACAAAUCUCAAUAUUAGAGAAGUUAGCAAUAUUACACAAUUGAUCGAAAACAAAUUUAAACGUAUGAAUAAUUUUCAUUUAA
Messenger RNA from Chelonus insularis, 2543 nucleotides. Its product is annotated as glucose dehydrogenase [FAD, quinone]-like. Gene Ontology annotation, molecular function: flavin adenine dinucleotide binding; oxidoreductase activity, acting on CH-OH group of donors. The coding region runs from base 770 to 2365 and encodes 531 amino acids. The record is from RefSeq and is a predicted model, not a curated record. Lineage: Eukaryota; Metazoa; Arthropoda; Insecta; Hymenoptera; Braconidae. The transcript has 3 exons.